Molecule: messenger RNA, 554 nt
Organism: Cucurbitaria berberidis CBS 394.84
Lineage: Eukaryota; Fungi; Ascomycota; Dothideomycetes; Pleosporales; Cucurbitariaceae
Exons: 3
Coding region: 29-454 (141 amino acids)
Source: RefSeq, a predicted model, not a curated record
CUUCCUUCUUUUCAAGCAAUAAAAAAACAUGUCUGGAAACCUAGUCCCUCUCACCGUCAUUAAGGGCGCGGGCCACGAGUUCAUUCCCCUCCCACAGGGCGAGAAUGCGACCGUUGCCGACUUCCACUCAAUUCGGACCAAAACCACAGACUCACCGUCUUAUUUCACAUCGGGGUUCUACAAGAUCGAGGCUGGGCCCGCUCGCCCCGCGCACUACACGUUCGAAGAGACCAAGUAUGUGCUGAACGGCCAAAUUGAUAUCCUGGACGAGGCCACUGGAAUCACACAUCAUAUGGUCCCCGGAGACUUUGCAUUCUUCCACGUCGGAUCCAAGGUCAAGUUCUCAACCAAGUCAAACGGUCUCGCCUUCUACGCCGUUACGAGGCCUGUUAAGACGCCCCACCCUAACCUCCAGGGCCGGGAGGAGGAUGCGAAGGCCAAGUCCAAGUUGUAAAAGUUUAAUGAAGGCAUGAUUUUAGACGAUAGAAUAUGACUCAAAGAAUAUAAGGAUAACAAGUACCAACUUGCAAGAGCCCUGGUUACUUCAUAGGAAC